AUGACAUAUGUAGUGAAAGUUUCAUUUAUUUUUUGCACAUUUGUAACUUUCUCAUGUGGAAGUGAUCUUCAUAACGAUGCUAGUUGCGACAGUCAAUUAAGUUACUUCGAUUCUGCCUUUGAAAGGCGCGAAUCGUGGGCAUUGAACAUGUUAGAUACAUGGGGCAGAACACCAUCAGGAUUACUGCAUGGUAAUACUCAGAGUCCUGGCCACUAUACGGAAUGUGUGGAGUUUCGGCAUAAUGACAUUCAGGGGCAACAUUGUAUGCUAACGGUAACAGCGGCUGUGAAUAGUAGCAACGUAAGACGUGAUUGGACCAAUCCUGAAUCUAAUAUACGAGAUUAUAACCUGACACCUAUCAUUGGAAUAUGUUUACCGGCAUCAUGUUCUGUCAACAAAAUUAUUGAUUAUUCAAAUAAGUUUCUAAUUGAGGACGGUUUGGAGGGAGUUAGUGCGAUUUGCCGCACAAAUGACGCGGUACCGUUUCAGACAAUCGACUAUUUUGCUAUAAUCAUCUUCAGUUUACUAUUUGCUGCACUCGUCGCAAGCACCAUCUACGAGGUAGUCUUGUUAAAUAACGGGAGAGACCCGAAUAAGCUUUUAGCAGCUUUCUCUCUAUAUACAAAUGGAGCUAAAUUGUUCGCAAUGAAAGAAACUAGUUCUCCAAAUGUGAUCAACUGCUUGAAUGGUCUCAGAACGUUAUCAAUUUUUUGGAUUAUUUUCGGCCAUCGAUUCGAUGAUCGAGAUUACGUACCAGUAUUUAACGAUUCUUCUACCUAUUACAAGAAGUACAUCUACUUAAUAUUCACAAACUACGAUAAACCAGUGGACACAUUUUUUGUAAUGGGUGGUCUGUUGGUCACUUCGUCCUUGUUAAACUCCCUAGACAGGAAAAACGUCAAUAUUCCCCGGAUGUAUCUGCAUCGAUAUUUGCGUUAUACACCAUCACUAGCUCUGAUAAUUUUGUUCCACGUUUCAUUCACAAAGUUUCUGGGCGCUGGACCAUUUUUCAAUGCUUACACAGAAAAUUGUGAGAAAUAUUGGUGGAGUGCUCUGCUGCAUUUGACGGUAUACACAAAUCCAUUAUAUCCGUGCUACGACGUCUCCUGGUAUCUUUCGGUUGACUUUCAACUAUUUCUUAUCAGCCCAAUCAUAAUUUAUCCUAUUUGGAAAUGGGGUAGGAAAGCGUUUUGGAUAUUACCCGUAAUUGUACUACUGGUGCAAGGAUGUAUCUUUACAACAACAUACACGAAGGGAAUCAACGUUUACUUUUUUCAAAUGACAACCCUUGAGGGAAUUUUUGCAUGGCUUGAAAAGUUUUACUUUCCAACACACUUGCGACUAGGAUCAUGGGUAAUCGGUAUUAUGCUUGGAUUUGUGCUGCAUCACGAAAAAGGAAAUAAAUUGAAAAUUUCCAAGUUUGUUAGUGCUACGUUGUGGGUCAUUUCAAUUGCUGUUUUGUUGACAAUUCUUUUGUGUCAUUAUCCAUUUAUCCAACUGGAUGACAAUCGUUCAAUAUUAGCGAAUGCCUUUUAUAAUGCUUGCUACCGAAUAGGUUGGAGUUAUUCAGUAGCUUGGAUUAUUUAUGCCUGUCAUAAUGGAUCUGGUGGCGUCAUCAGAUGGUUCUUGUCGUGGAAAGAAUGGCAGCCAUUGGGUAAACUAGGGCUGAACAUUUAUUUGGUUCACCGACUGUAUCAAAUUAUCACAGUAAUCAAUCAACAGCAACCAAUUGUUUGGGACUUUUUUACACAGACCCAAAAGUUCUUCGGAGAUGUUGUGGUUUCAACAAUACUUGCAACGAUUUUGUAUUUAAUCAUAGAGAAUCCUGUAUCGUUAAUUGAAAGUUAUUUAUACGAUAAAAUUAAAGGGUGUAAACUGUAUCAAAUGUUAUUCACUGACAUUCUGAGGUUUCUAGCUAUGGUUGUGAAAAGCUGA
Messenger RNA from Bradysia coprophila, 1935 nucleotides. Its product is annotated as nose resistant to fluoxetine protein 6-like. The record is from RefSeq and is a predicted model, not a curated record. Gene Ontology annotation, molecular function: acyltransferase activity, transferring groups other than amino-acyl groups. NCBI's taxonomy places the organism in Eukaryota, Metazoa, Arthropoda, Insecta, Diptera, Sciaridae.